Setaria italica (foxtail millet) is the source of this 3223-nucleotide messenger RNA. RefSeq names its product pentatricopeptide repeat-containing protein At3g13880. Bases 8 to 2539 code for a protein of 843 amino acids. Lineage: Eukaryota; Viridiplantae; Streptophyta; Magnoliopsida; Poales; Poaceae. Gene Ontology annotation, molecular function: zinc ion binding; protein binding; RNA binding. The record is from RefSeq and is a predicted model, not a curated record. The transcript has 2 exons. Gene Ontology annotation, biological process: RNA modification.
CCAUGACAUGAGCGCCGCCGCAGCGCCGCGCUCGAUGCUGCCGCAGAGACAGAGGUGGCCGCCGGACCAUCGUCUCCCAGACCAUCGCGCGCAUCCCAACCAAACCCCGCCUCCGCCUCGUCCGCGCCCGCCUGAACCUUCACCGCGCCGCGCCCGCCGUCGCCUCGCGCCCCUGGAGCCGUCGGUCUACGCGGGCCUCCUCCGGUGCGCGUCGCGAACCCGGUCGCUGGCGCUGGCCAGGCUCGCGCACUCCCACAUGGUCCGCGCCGGCUACCGGCCGGGCCUGUUCCUGCGCAACAACCUGCUCGCCGCCUACACCCGCUGCGGCGACAUGCUGUACGCGCGCCUCCUGUUCGACGGAAUGCCGCGCCGGGACGCCGUCUCCUGGAACACGCUCAUCGCAGGGUACUCCAGCCAGGGCUCCCCGCGCCUGGCGCUCUGCGCGUUCCGCGACGCGCGGCGGGAUGGAGGCGUCGCCGUGGAUAGGUUCACCUACGCCACGGUGCUGGCCGCGUGUGGUGGCGUGAGGGACGGGAGGAGCGGACGGGCUGCGCACGGGCUGGCCGUGGUGAGCGGGGUUGCGCGGACUGCGUUCGUGACCAACUCGGUGAUCGACAUGUACGCCAAGUGCGGGAUGAUUGAUGAGGUGAGGCUGGUGUUUGAUCGGGCGCAGGAGCGGGAUGAGGUUUCGUGGAACCUGCUGCUGUCGGCGUACGUGCGGAUGGGGUGGCCUGAGGUAGCGGUAAAUGUGCUUGUCUGGAUGCACCGGUCAGGGGUGAAGCUGGAUGCUUUCGCUUUGGGUGGGAUCCUGAAGGCUUGCUCUGAGCUCGAGGAUUCGGAGGAUGUUCGCAUGAUGUUGCAUGGUUGUGUGAUUAAGGUUGGUUUGGACUUGGAUUAUUUCGUAGGGAGUGCAAUGGUGGACAUGUACGCAAAGAACGGUGGGUUGGAGGAGGCCAUCAAGGUGUUUGAUUGCAUUCCGGGCCAGAAUGUGGUGAUUUACAAUGCCAUGAUAGCAGGGUUUGCUAGGUUAGGUAAUGAGCCGUGCACUGAGACUAGAAUUGAAGCGGUCAGGCUUUAUGCAAACUUGCUCCAGAGGAGGAUAAGACCCUCCAAGUUUACGUUCAAGAGUGUGCUUGAAGUCUGCAAUUUGACCAAUGCGGUGCGAUGUGGGAGGCAGAUACAUGCCCAUGUUAUCCUUAGUGGGUUUCAAGAUGACGAGUUCAUUGGAAAUGCAUUGAUUAAUCUGUAUGCAAAAGCACGGUUAGUUGAUGAUAGUCUGAGAUGCUUCAACAGUACUCCCAAGCGAGAGAUUUUUACAUGGACAUCUAUGAUUACAGCAUUUGUGCACGAUGAGCAUCCUGAUAAGGCUCUAGACUUGUUCAAAGAGCUUCGUUACCUGGAAAAGGAGCCAGACCAAUUCACCAUGUCAACUGUGAUGACUGCCUGUGCUGCUUUGAGUGUACCAAUAACAUGUGAGCAGAUACAUUGUUAUGCAGUCAAAUCUGGAUUCGAUCAGUUUACUUGUUGUGGCAAUUCUCAGAUUGAGAUGUAUAGGUGUGCAGGUGAUCUUAAGGCUGCAAACAAGUCAUUCGAGACAAUAUCAUGUCUGGAUACAUUCUCAUGGUCUCAGAUGAUCUUGAGCUAUGCAGUGCAUGGCCAUGAAAGAGAGGCUCUACUGCUCUUCAAGAAAAUGGAGGAUUGUGGUGUCAUGAAAAAUGAGUUUGCAUUUCUUGCUGUUCUUGUUGCUUGCAGCCAUCAGAGACUGAUCAAUGAAGGUUUCAGGCAUUAUGAGAGCAUGGUGUCAGAUUAUGGCUUUGUCGGGGAUGUGAAGCAUAUAGCUUGCAUGGUUGACCUCCUAGGCCAUGCUGGGAAGGUGGCUGACGCUGAAGAUUUCAUAAUGGGGUCUGGAUUAGAAAAUGAUGCAGUACUUUGGCAUGCACUAUUGCGUGCCUGCAGAAUCCAUGGGGACAAAGAUAGGGGUAUAAAAAUAGGGGAGAAACUAAUAAUGCUCGAGCCUUGUGCUGCCAGUUCCUAUGUCAUGCUGUACAACCUGUACAUGGAUGCUGGCAAAAUCUCACUUGCUAUGAGGACAAGAGGUCAGAUGAGAGAGCGAGGAAUGACUAAGGAGGCUGGGAUUAGUUGGGCCGAGUUUGGAGGAUCCAUACAUCAAUUUGUUGAUGGAGAUAAUUCUUGCUCACAGAAAGCUGAAACUUUCACAAGAUUGGAAGAGUUGUUGGUCAGUGUGAAACAAAAGACACAGCAUUUCGGAAUGAAUGUUUGGGAGAUGGGAUUCCAAGCCAGAAAGGUCGGUGAGAACUCAAUCAGCAAACAUGGUGAAUUGUUAGCGGUGGCUCAUGGGCUGACUACUUUGCCAAACUCUGCUCCUGUAAGAGUUAUGAAGAACCAAAACAUGUCCUGGGAAAGCCACGAGACGCUGAAAUUGCUAUCCGAAGGUGAAAACAGGGAAAUCAUUAUCAGAGAUCCAGCUCGCUUUCAUCAUUUUAGUCAAGGUUCAUGCUCUUGUCGAGACUACUGGUAACCAGAAGCCAUAUACGUCUCCUCUGGAGUAAGAUACUUAGAUGAAGUUGCAACUGGCAGCUGGUGUUUAGUGGAACUGAACAUGCAAGUAAAUCAAGCCUACUUGCAAAGCCACCUGGCCCAAUUGGUUGGGUAAGGUGACAUGAUUGCAGUGAAAACAACAUGUGGCACAAUUGGUUGGGUAAGAUGAUUGUGGUUAAUGAUAUGCACGUCCAGAGCAUUGAUUCAUAAUGAUAAACAGCCAUCGAGGAAGUUGCGGACAGAAUGUUUGGUGCUGCUGGUGAUUUUGAAGUUUACUGCGUCUCACACUCUCACUAGACAGCUAGAAGCCUAGAAGGGGACACGAUGAAUGGAUUUGGACAAGUGUCGAUGACGAAGUAACAUGAAUAUCUCCUGUUUGGCUAUGGUAGGCAGUCUACCAGCACACCUCAAAGCUUAUGUGCAGUGUGCAUCACAGGUUUGUCCAUUGGAUGCGUAGGCCAUAGUAACUGGGAACUAGCAGAUACCUGACAUCUUACCUUUUGAAGCUGAAGGUUUUUUUGCCCCACAACCUGGCGAUAGAGUCCCUCAUUUAGGCUCACUGAUUUCCUUAGUAGAAUUAGGCAUAAUUACAGCUGAUACAUGUACAUAUAUGCAUUCCUUGUCUACUUAUAAAGUUUUGCAACUGGGGAAGUGUAUAUAACAC